CCGACCUCAUAGUAGCCACUGUUAUAAAAUAUUAAAUAUACCCCUUUAGUCGCGCAAUUUUAGCAUCUACUGUAACCGUCGUCAUUUAUCACAGCAUUUCGUCGUGAUACUUGACAUCUGUAUUCAGAUACUGGCGUUUUUACAUUAAGGCUGAAUAUUAUUUCCAAGGACGCUUCAUAUUGAGUGUCGUCGACAGAUUUUCGGCCCAAUAUGUUGAAAGCCGGCAGUGUUCCAAAAGAGGCAGAUGUGGUCGUUGUGGGUGGCGGCACAACUGGUAUCGUUGUUGCGACGCGACUGGCAAAGGCGGAUCCUCGACUGUCAAUCGUUAUCCUUGAACAAGGGGUCAAUGUCCGAAAUGACCCGCAAAUCAUCAAUCCGGCUCUCUAUCUUACAAAUAUCCGCCCCGACUCUAAAACGGCCACCUUUCACAAAUCUGAGCCUUCAAAAGACAUUGCAGGGCGCGAAAUCAUUGUACCAUCCGGAAGAUGUCUAGGGGGAGGCAGCGCAAUAAAUUUCAUGGUCUACUCUCGACCUCAGAGCAUUGAUUUUGAUGACUGGAAGACAGAUGGAUGGAGGAGCUCUGAUAUGAUACCAUUUCUAAGGAAGUAUGAAAAUUUCCAAGACACUGACCCCGGUAUCAACGAACAAUUACAUGGAUACCAGGGUGAGCUCAGCGUGUCGCCAGGCACCAACGCACAGCCUGCUUUUCAGGAUGAUUUCUUCAAAGCCUGUAAAGAUGUAGGUAUAGAAAAAACCGCAGAUGUCCAGGAUCUCAAAACUUCCAAUGCUGUUGGUAAAUGGAAUAUGUGGAUUGAUCGCAACACCGGUUUGAGGCAAGACGUUGCCCACCGGUAUUUGUUCCCUACCAUAGACCAAGCGAAUACAUCACUUCAAGUGGCGACUGACAUCAAGGUCGCUCGGAUCUUGUUUGACAACAACAAGGUUGCUUCAGGUGUCGAAUAUUUGACAAGUGGUGAUGUCAAAGGCCAACCACAAGUAAUUAGAGCCACAAAACUUGUCGUUCUCGCCAGCGGUGCCUUAGGGUCUCCCCCAAUUUUGGAAAGAUCAGGCAUCGGUGGAAAGGGUACGUUGGAUAAACUUAACAUUCCAUUGGUCUCCAACUUGCCAGGCGUGGGUUCCUGUUAUCAAGACCACAACGUUAUUUUCUAUCCUUACAAAUCGACCGCCGGCAAGGACGAGACUCUUGAUGGAGUACUCAGCGGACGACUUCGAUUUGAAGAAGCCUUUCAGGCCAAGCUUUCCAACCCAAAAAGGUAUAUUCUUGGUUGGAAUGGCUUGGAUUGCGUAGGAAAACUUCGCCCAUCGAAAUCAGACGUAGCAUCGUUUAGCCCAGCACUACAGCAAGCAUGGGAGAAAGAUUUCGAACCUCGACCCGAAAGACCAUUGAUGCUGAUCUCAACAUUAGCAGCUUAUCCUGGAGAUCAUUCCGGAAUUGAAGACGGUCAGUAUUUCUGUUGCGGUCCAUAUACCCCCUAUCCCUACUCUCGCGGCUCUGUACACAUCAAAAGUAAGUCGGCCUUUGAGGAACCUGAAUUUCAUUGUGGAUUCCUCUCAGACCCGCUGGACCUCGAGAAAUCGGUAUGGGGAUAUAAGCUACAACGUGAUAUCGUUCGCCGCAUGUCUCAUUAUCGAGGUCCUUUGCAAGCUGGGCACCCUACUUUCCCAUCAGGGUCCAAGGCAGAUUACGACUCUGUAGAUAAAGCAUCUACAGCCCAAGGCUAUCCGGUACCAAUCAAAUAUUCCAAGGAAGAUGACGAGGUAAUCGCCACCUUUAUCAGGGAAAGGAUACAAACAACGUGGCAUAGUAUGGGCACAUGCGCGAUGAAGCCCCGAGAAUCGAACGGGGUUGUUGAUGAAAACCUGAAUGUUUAUGGAGUGGCUAAUCUGAAGGUUGUCGACCUGUCGAUCUGUCCGUCCAAUGUAUCCGCGAACACGUAUGCAACGGCUCUUGCGAUCGGGGAGAAAGCGGCUUCGCUGAUAGCAAAAGGCUUGGGAAUACCAUACUCGAUUCAGCCCACAGCUAAUUAGUUCUACAGUUAAAACUGGGAAGAAUCUCACUGCACCGGCUCGUAUCUGGUCUUGGUUUUUAUUGUUUGAUUUUUUAGCUGAUUUAGUUUCCUCGUGAAGUUUAAGCAAGUUAAUUGGCUAUUUUAAUUCAUUCGUGACCGUAGUCAUUUUUACCAAUGGUACAUGCUAUAUUAUUAUG
Talaromyces proteolyticus is the source of this 2227-nucleotide messenger RNA. RefSeq names its product putative choline dehydrogenase. The transcript is spliced from 5 exons. Gene Ontology annotation, molecular function: flavin adenine dinucleotide binding; oxidoreductase activity, acting on CH-OH group of donors. Bases 211 to 2049 code for a protein of 612 amino acids. The record is from RefSeq and is a predicted model, not a curated record. Lineage: Eukaryota; Fungi; Ascomycota; Eurotiomycetes; Eurotiales; Trichocomaceae.